AUGACCAAGCUCUCUGCCGACCUCGCCCUCUUGCUUUUGGGCAUUCAUGGCCAUGAAGCCACGAAGCUCCUCAACUUCAAUCUUCCGCUCGAGAUAAGCCAGGCCGACGACGAACACGUUACCGAUUUCGACGCAACGUUGGAAGUAACGGAUACAAAUUUACAUCCGUCGUUCGAGCAGACAAUUAUAAUCAAAGUUGAGAAAAUCAAGCGAGAGUUCGUACACAAAGGGACCUUUGACUUCGUCAAACCUGAUAAAAACCAUCCCAUCAACCUGCUUCAGAAUAUGCAAAGGAAGGGCAAAUUCUACACUCGAGGCACCUCUGUGGUAGCGCCCGGACCCACCCAGUUCACUGCUCAGCAGUUCCCGCAAUACGGCGGACAUGCUGGAAAUGACGGACGUGUGGUGAUCUACACUUACACGAAAGACGGCAUUACCGGUGUGUUCAUCAGCGAGGACGAUAACUAUGUCGCUGGCGUUUUCAAAGACAGUGACAACACUUUCUGGAAGCCCACGGCUUAA
Messenger RNA from Fibroporia radiculosa, 522 nucleotides. RefSeq lists its product as uncharacterized. The record is from RefSeq and is a predicted model, not a curated record. The transcript has 4 exons. The coding region runs from base 1 to 522 and encodes 173 amino acids. NCBI's taxonomy places the organism in Eukaryota, Fungi, Basidiomycota, Agaricomycetes, Polyporales, Fibroporiaceae.